CCUUCAUUCUCACAUACCAGCACACCACAGGUGCCUUUAAGACUUGAAGAGAACCUCCUGUACAUACAACACAAGAUGAGGGUUUUGAUUGUUGCUGCUGCUGUUCUGGCGGUGGCCAGUGCUGCCAGUCUGUCUCUGGAGGACAUGGAGUUUCGGGCAUGGAAACUGAAAUUUGGUAAGAGCUAUAGUUCUGGGAAGGAGGAGGCACAGCGUAAAUCGACCUGGUUGGCCAAUCGCAAAUUGGUUUUGGUUCACAACAUUCUGGCAGACCAGGGAAUCAAAUCCUACAGACUGGGCAUGACAUACUUCGCUGAUAUGGACAAUGAGGAGUACAGACGGGUGGCGUUUCAUGGAUGCCUAGGCUCCUUCAAUACAUCUAAGGCCCGUGGUGGUGCUACAUUUGUCCAGCAGGCACAUGGCAUUGCACUGCCCGAUUCUGUGGAUUGGAGGGACAAGGGCUAUGUGACGGACAUUAAGGACCAGAAGGAUUGCGGAUCAUGCUGGGCUUUCAGUACUACUGGUUCUCUGGAGGGUCAGACAUUCAAGAAGACAGGCAAACUGGUGUCUUUGAGUGAGCAGCAGCUUGUGGACUGCUCUGGUGAUUAUGGGAACAUGGGCUGUGGAGGGGGACUAAUGGAUCAGGCCUUCCAGUACAUUGAAGCCAACAAAGGUCUGGAUACUGAGGACUCCUACCCUUAUGAGGCCCAGGAUGGUCAGUGCCGUUUUAACCCAAGCAAUGUGGGUGCCACCUGCACUGGAUAUGUAGAUGUCAACACUGGGGAUGAAAGUGCACUACAGAAUGCUGUUGCCACAGUUGGCCCUAUAUCUGUUGGCAUCGAUGCUGGACACAGCAGCUUUCAGCUCUAUGAAUCAGGUAUCUAUAGUGAGCCAGACUGCAGCAGCAGUGAUUUGGAUCAUGGUGUCCUGGCUGUUGGUUAUGGAAGUGAGGGUGGAGAUGACUACUGGCUGGUCAAGAACAGCUGGGGCCUGGACUGGGGUGACAAGGGCUACAUCAAGAUGUCUAGGAACAAGAGCAACCAAUGUGGUAUUGCUACUGCAGCUAGUUAUCCUCUGGUAUAAAGCUCAGGAAAGGGCAACAUGGGAUCAGUGGAGAUUUAAACCGUUUGAAUGAUUCUUCAAAUAUACCUCAUAAUUACACUUUUAAUUUAUUUGUAUUAAAAUAGGAAAAUGUUCUAAUAAAAACUCCUUGACUAGGAGA
This is a messenger RNA of Xyrauchen texanus (razorback sucker), 1219 nucleotides long. RefSeq names its product cathepsin L.1 (gene ctsl.1). NCBI's taxonomy places the organism in Eukaryota, Metazoa, Chordata, Actinopteri, Cypriniformes, Catostomidae. The transcript has 9 exons. The coding region runs from base 76 to 1080 and encodes 334 amino acids. Gene Ontology annotation, cellular component: lysosome. The record is from RefSeq and is a predicted model, not a curated record. Gene Ontology annotation, biological process: immune response. Gene Ontology annotation, molecular function: cysteine-type endopeptidase activity.